Molecule: messenger RNA, 4539 nt
Organism: Manis pentadactyla (Chinese pangolin)
Lineage: Eukaryota; Metazoa; Chordata; Mammalia; Pholidota; Manidae
Gene: UGCG
Product: UDP-glucose ceramide glucosyltransferase
Exons: 9
Coding region: 1076-2197 (373 amino acids)
Biological process (GO): glucosylceramide biosynthetic process
Cellular component (GO): membrane
Molecular function (GO): ceramide glucosyltransferase activity
Source: RefSeq, a predicted model, not a curated record
AUUUAUGCAAGGUUUUGCGGAGCAGUCUUGUGUCAUCAUUCUUGUGUCAGGCUUGUCUCCAUGUCUGGAACAUAAGGGACCAACAGAUGGCCCUUGGGCAAGCGUCGGCUCCUGUACUCACUAACACAGAGGAGUAUCCUCAUAUGUGACCAGGAAGGCUUUCCUCACAGUUCAGUCACUGUUUUGUUUUUUUUUUAAGUAUUUAAAAGCAUGCUUUUAAUGCACUUGUAUUGAAACAGAGGGGAGAAAAUUACACAUAUUAUGUAAGAAUUGUGUGUGUGUUUUAGCUUGUAUAUGCAUUUUUUUUUAAUUUCUAGAAAGAUAAAGUAAUAAUGCUUGGAGAGGUGGUAGGAAAUGAGGCAGAUGGGUGACAGGGAGUCUGCUUUUAUGUGAACCUCUUAAUAUUUUUAGUAAUUUGAACUAUGUAAAUCUAUUAUUGGUUCAAUCAAUUCAAUAUAUAGCAUAAACUUUUUUUCUCUAGCAAUAUAGAUGUUCUGUACUGGGCAGGUUUCCCCAGACAUCUAAUCUGCUGUUUUGUUAGAAAUGGAAUAGUGGUCAUUUUUGUGGUUCUAUAAACUUCAGAUGAUUGUUUUACCUCUGCCAGCCUCUAGUUGAACUCUGUAGAUCAAUAUUUUCCAAACUAUCUGUGUCCGAGCAUCAGUUCUAUAAGAUUUUCCAAUCUAUCAUGGACUGAUACUUUGUUAAACCACAAUAAAAGUAAAUUACUGAUCAUGUGCUUGGGUGACAUGGCAAUGGUAAGUUGGUGUAGAAGUUUCUAAACACUUUCUCUCAAUUUCUGUUGAUCACAGACCAGUCAAAAAGCAGCUUGGACACCAAACCACACUGAGCAAGUGCUGCUGUGGGUGGCACGCGCCCACUGUUUUCCGGCAUUAGUGUCUUGGAUCAGAAAUUGAUACCACCCUGUUGUUUUAAUUUCUUGUUGGUUUACAUUUUUUUUUCCAUUGUAGGCAACCUGUUUUCUUUCUGUUAAGAUGUUUUUCGGCCUCAUCUAAAACAUUGAGGUGUUUGCUGCAGCACAUCCUGCCCUAAUAGCUGGGAGUGAACCUGCGGCUAAAUGCUCUGGAUAGGAAUCCUGGUAUACUUGCUGAGCCGAUUACACCUCAACAAGAAGGCAACGGACAAACAGCCAUAUAGCAAGCUCCCAGGUGUGUCUCUUCUGAAACCACUGAAAGGAGUAGAUCCUAACCUAAUCAACAACUUGGAAACAUUCUUCGAAUUGGAUUAUCCCAAAUAUGAAGUACUCCUUUGUGUACAAGAUCAUGAUGACCCAGCCAUCGAUGUCUGUAAGAAGCUUCUUGGAAAAUAUCCAAAUGUUGAUGCUAGAUUGUUUAUAGGUGGCAAAAAAGUUGGCAUUAAUCCUAAAAUUAAUAAUUUAAUGCCAGGAUAUGAGGUUGCAAAGUAUGAUCUCAUAUGGAUUUGUGAUAGUGGAAUAAGAGUAAUUCCAGACACACUCACCGACAUGGUUAACCAGAUGACAGAGAAAGUAGGCCUGGUUCAUGGGCUACCCUACGUGGCGGACAGACAGGGCUUUGCUGCCACAUUAGAACAGGUAUAUUUUGGAACUUCCCAUCCAAGGUCCUAUAUUUCUGCCAAUGUAACUGGUUUCAAAUGUGUGACAGGAAUGUCAUGUUUAAUGAGAAAGGAUGUAUUAGAUCAAGCAGGAGGGCUUAUAGCUUUUGCCCAAUACAUUGCUGAAGACUACUUCAUGGCCAAAGCAAUAGCUGACCGAGGUUGGAGGUUUGCAAUGUCCACUCAAGUUGCAAUGCAAAACUCUGGCUCAUAUUCAAUUUCUCAGUUUCAGUCCAGAAUGAUCAGGUGGACCAAAUUGCGAAUUAACAUGCUUCCUGCUACAAUAAUUUGUGAGCCAAUUUCAGAAUGCUUUGUUGCCAGUUUGAUUAUUGGGUGGGCAGCCCACCAUGUAUUCAGAUGGGACAUUAUGGUAUUUUUCAUGUGUCAUUGCCUGGCAUGGUUUAUAUUUGACUACAUUCAACUCAGGGGUGUCCAGGGUGGCACACUGUGUUUUUCAAAACUUGAUUAUGCAGUAGCCUGGUUCAUCCGUGAAUCCAUGACAAUAUACAUUUUUUUGUCAGCAUUAUGGGACCCUACUAUAAGCUGGAGAACUGGUCGCUACAGAUUGCGCUGUGGAGGCACAGCGGAGGAAAUUCUAGAUGUAUAACUACAGCUUUGUGACUGUACAUAAGAGGAAAAAAGAAAAGUAUUAUAAAUUAUGUUUAUAUAAAUGCUUUUAAAGAUCUACUUCAGUAGUUUUAUCAUGUGUAUGUUUUAGUAUCUGUUCUUUAAUUUAUUUUGCAUGGCACUUGCAUUCGUGGGGGGGAAAAAACACAUCUGUAGUCUUGGCCAAAUGGUACACUUUAUUUUGUGGAAAUAGAGAAUCAAGAGAAUUGGUUCUAGGAACCCCUGGGUUCAGCUUUUGUUGUUAUUGGUUUAUUUUUUUAAAUAAAUAAAUAUGUAUAUAUGAAUGCUCUGCAACAAACACGAUGACAGUAUCCUUUAGUAGAGAAAGUUUCUUAUCUGUGAGUACACUCUUGUAGAGCAUUUAUGGGAUGGCAGCAGCUUUGUUUUAGGAUUUAGAAAAGGCUGGAAGAUGGUCACUUUCCACGUGCAAAGUGAGUGGUAUGCGGUGAACAACCCACAUGGAGGUACUAACUGAGAAACUUUUUCAUGCUCUAUGCCUACCUCUUGUAGUUGUUGCAGAGUGAAUAUAAAUUGUAAUAAGGUACCUAGGCCUUGCAAAAACAAGUAGAAAAAACUUUAAAAAGUAAUGAUAAUACAAGAGCUGGAGUCUAGUAUUUAUAUGAAUCUGUGAGAGGUAUUUUUUUUUUGGUCUCACUGCAAUGAACCAAAAGUGGGUGAGCUUGUUUUUUAAUUGUAGCCAUGUAUUGGGGGCAUCUUUUGACCAACUUUUGUUGGUUCUGUCUUGAACCAUUGUUAAUCACUGUGCUGGUAAGCCUUUCCUUCUCUGCUCCUCACCUUGGCCCGCCCCAUCUUUCCCUAACUUUUCUUCUGGGGGGCGGGGGAUGUGUGUGGGGGUUGUUUUAGUGUGAAUGGAUGUUUUCAUAGUUGUGAGGAAAAAUGCAUUUCAGACACAUUUCACACAUGAGCUAUUUUCUUAUACAGUAUGUCUUACUGUUAAAAAGAAUGUAAUUUCAUGACACAGGUAUUUAAUAUCUUUUUUAAGUAAGUAAAUAUUCUAGCCAUCAGUGAAUAAAUUGCAGUAGAGUAUUAAGAGGGGGACGGGAUGAGUUUUACUCUAAAAAUUAAUCAGUAUCAAACUAAGUCUACUGUGUGUGUGUGUUUUUUUUUUUACAUUGCAGUUAGUCUAGUCUUAUUUAAAUUGGAUAUUUGUAUUCCAGUUUGUAUGACGAAUUAGACUAGAUCAGUACUAGUUGUAAAUGCAUGCUUUAUUUCGCUUUUUUCUCCAUGCCGCUAAACUUGCUUGUCAAGUUGUGCUUGACUUGUGGUGAACUGGACUUGUUUUUGUUUCCAAAGAAGAUAGGCAAAAAUGUAAGGGACAGUGCAUAAGCCUUUCUUUUUAUUUUCUUGCAGUGGAAUUUUUGCUUUUUCUUCAGAAUUAGAUGUCAUAUUGUCCAUAUGAAUGCCUGCUAUAGGGCUGACACUGGCAAUAUGGCAGCUUUAUUCUAAGUUACUACAGUUUUCAUGUCAAACAUAAUGUGUAGCAUAUUAGCAAUAAUUACAUGUUGAUAGAAAAGUGAAUACUUCUUCACUUCACUGAGCCAAUUCAUUUAUUGUCUAAUAACUAUAUGCAUAGUUUAAGUUGCAGUAGAUCUACAAAUGUGUAUUACUAUAUAUACACAUUACAAAUAAGCUUUUCUCUGGGCCAUACUGCUUCAUCCAUUUUUGGCCUUAUGAUAAAUUUGUUUGAAGGGCAUUUUCUUCAUGAACAAAGGCUUUGAUGCAUAUUCCUUGUGUGAAAUGAGUAAGACUGUUGCCUGAGGAAAGUUGCACAGUGAAAACCAGUCUGGUUGUGACCCACUACAUGUUUAUUGUUUUUUAUCACUGUUAUAUACAAGUUGAAUUUUGUUGAAUAUGUUUGUCAUUUGUUGGUUUGUUUAACGAAGUUUGGUUGAUGCCAUCCUUUGCGCUACUGAAGUGAAGUCUUGCUUACUAGCUUUCUGCCGACUCAGUAUGGGCAAUGAAACAACAAAACUAGAAUGGCUGAACAGACUGGCUGAACAGACUUCUUUUUGUAAAUAUAAAUAAAUGGCUGUUCUAUAUGUGUGUUUUAUGUGGUAGUGGAGUGCUUCCUUAAAGUGAAGCUUCACUUAAGCAGAGUGAUUCUUUUUUUAGCAAGUUUAGAGUGAUGAUAAAAUGGUAAAUAAUAUCACCAUUAAAGAAAGAACUGUAGGAGUCCCAGUUUAAUAAACCAUCUAAAAAAAAAAGUGUCUAGAAUAUACCACAUUUUAUUGUUUAAAAUCACUGUCUUGUUUUUUGUUCAAAAAAUAAAAAUUUGAAUACAAUCAAAACAUUAGCAAUAAA